GUAGUUCUCUUCUAUUCAGAACCAAUCCUUCUUAAAGAUAUUAACGCAACUCGUCCGUUUGUAUUUUGCUCUUACUUGACCAAAAUGGCCGAUUCCAAACAAACCCCGGUUAAAAUAAUCGGAUGGAUCUUGCCAAGAACCAUCUCCACGGCUCUAUGCAAGUGCUUGAGUGGCAUCGACGGAAUGGAAAUAUGGUUUGAACGGUUUUCACGGGCGUACAGUGUGAAGAAGGAGUACGAGAAACAGACGGGUGAUAAAAUGCCCCUGGAAUAUGAGGGUAAUGAAGACAAGGUACGGGAAGCUAUCAAGUUGUUCGGCCGUCUCAGUGGAAUGGACUUAGUCCCAGAAAGAGUGGUAUACGGAAACGUGAAGAAGGACAUUGAACGGUCCACUAGCAGGUAUCUAUUUGCCAAAGAAGGGUAUUUCGUUUUCGAAGACAAGGCAACUCGACCGUACCUACCUUCGGGAUUCAAACAUGUAUUCUUCAUUCGGGAUCCUUACAGAUUAUUUACUUCCUACAGAAAAGCCAUGUACAAACACCUUGCAACCGUUGGUAUCCGGACGGGGGAUCCAGACGAUGAAGAAGCAUUCGACAUCGAAUACGACGACCCGAUCGCGAAGGCUAACGAGUUCUACAGCGCAACCUUAGAUUUCUUUAAAUACGUUCGUGAAAAUCUGGACCCAGACCCAAUCGUCAUCAACGCAAACGAUUUGUUGGCCGACCCUGCUAAGGUGAUGAAGAAGUUCUGUCACCUGACUGGUCUUCCUUACAGUGAUUCCCUACUGCAUUGGGAUGCCUCUCCGGACAUCACCAAGACCUGGAAGACAGCGAGCGACGACAUCAUCGAGUUGUCCGGAGCUUUCUUUGAAACGGCAGUCUUCUCAGACGGGUUUCUCCCGCUAAAACCAACCGUCCCGGUAGAAAAGAUGCCACGAGAUGUUAUCCGACUAUCCAAGCAAGCUAUGCCCUAUUACGAAGAACUGAAUAAGUUGAAAAUAUGAAUGAAAAAUUUAAAAUUUCAUCAACUAAGAAAGGGGUGAAGAUUGUUGUAGAAAGAAUUGAUUUUCAUGAAAUAAAUAAUGAAAUCAAAUUAAAACCCUUCCAAAUACAUGAGAGGAUUUUGUUCAUUGCCAUCUUCUUUUAUGUUAAGAAGCUGCUAAUUGCAUUCAAAUGCUUAAUGUUUGAAAAAAAAUAUCAAUGAACUUUUUUGUUGUUGCUAAUUGUGUUGGAUAAAAGUUAGUAUACUUAAUAAAAAAAUUGAAAUCAUAUCAAAUUUACAAACACUUUCAAGUAACAUAUGUAACUGUGAUUGAAAAAAUAAACGAAUGGUUUACAUUCUCUGCUGGCGACUCUUAUUGUAACACAUGUAGUCUAUGGAAUAAAAUUCGGAUGGUACUUCCGGUCACUGCGCAUUUUCAAUUUUGGAAGCAUUACAUGAUGAAUAUCUGGUGCAUUUUUUUCCCAGCUAGGGCUUCAUUUUUUGGAACAUGACAAAAAGACGGUUAACAAUUGUAAUGAUUCUGAGCAAACAUCUCAGAUUGUUUAAUUUCGAUAUAAUGGAAACCAAUAUUGUCUACGAUAGACGGUAUUAUAUGAUGAUUCAAAGGAAUACUUUGAUUAAUAGCCAUCGAAACACUUUAUUUUGUUUUAUCUUUAGAUUUACAUUAUCAUAUGAUUGUAAUCAUGUGCUUAUAAAUUCACUUGCUUUAUAUUUCCAAACUUUAUUAUAACACUCCAUCUCUCCUAGAAGGUAAAUCGCGAUUCACCAACACCCUACUACCCAGCUCCCAUAUCCUGUUAAUGCCCGAUGUAUUUAUUUAUUUAUUUAUUUCAAUAUAUUUAACCAGGGUAGCCCACUCAGCAAUAAAUUGGUCUCCCGUGGGGCCCUGGAAUACAUGAUAAAAACAAGUAUAAAAACAUUCAAAUACAUGUAAAAUAUACACAGAAAUAUUCUAAAUAACAUGACUCAUAUCAUAACAGAAAACAUAGUAGAAAACAUACGACAUCAUUAAAAGCAUGAUACUAAUUAACAAAAUUACACACGAAGCAGUACAUAUAAAUAAAAUAAAGUAGAUAGACAUAAAAAGUUGAUUUCAAAUUUAAGAGGCAAUAAUAAAACUUAGAAUUUAAAAAGAUGCACUUUAAGCUUCUGUUUAAAGAUUGAUAAAGAUUUUGAUUGUUUCAAAUUAAAUGGCAAGUUGUUCCAAAGCAAAAUCGCUGAGUAAAAUAAAUUUGUACUGUUAUUAUUAUGCGCUCCUCUGAUAUUUAACCUCUGUGUGUUUGAACAUCAGGGUAUAUCUUUUUACAUGACCUGUCUCUUGUUGCUCCCUCAUUUCAUAUUUGCUUCAACUUUUUGCUGAUAAUUAUAUUAUAUCAUUAUGUAUGCAUGCACUCACAUUUUUUUUUACUGAAAAGAGAAUUAGAGUGAGAGUAACGAAACCUAGAAUCCUUAGUCAUUUGUGAUUGUAUUUAUGCGACAAUUCUAACAUGUUCAAUAAUACUGUAACGAAAUGAAACAUUUAUUUAAUGUUCGUCAUGGUUUUGGAACGUGGUGUUUGAAAACAUGUUUUUUUGAAGAGCGUAGAAUAAUUUUAAUCCAUGUAUUUAGUUGCAAAGGGAAAUUCAGUAAUCGUUUGUAAUCGAUUAUGUGCGUAUUUUCUUGAAAAUGUAUUUAAGCACUAUUUGCUGAGAAAUAACGAUGUUUACAACUGUAUGAUUAUGUUAGAUAUUUAUCUUUAACUGUUCUUCACUGUUUGAGUAUAAAUAAUAGUGACAAUCACCAUAGCUGUUGUCGAACAGAUUUAUUUCAUAACUUUAACUAGUUUUAAAGGAUGAUUAAAUUUUGGGCCUGACAAUUUCACUCAUGAAUCGGUGAGCAUAAGCAAGCUCUAUGCUCGAUUACGAGCCAUGCAGAAUACUUGUCAGUUAGUUAUUUCAGAACGAAACUCUGGUCAAGUUUUAUUGAAACCUGCUGCGACAGGAUGAGCAUGAUUUCUCUUCAAUAAAGUAAUAAGAACUGAA
This is a messenger RNA of Lytechinus variegatus (green sea urchin), 3022 nucleotides long. RefSeq lists its product as uncharacterized. Lineage: Eukaryota; Metazoa; Echinodermata; Echinoidea; Temnopleuroida; Toxopneustidae. The record is from RefSeq and is a predicted model, not a curated record. The coding region runs from base 85 to 1002 and encodes 305 amino acids. The transcript is spliced from 2 exons.